AUGAGAAAAUUAUCAUUUUUAUCAACAACGAGUACUAAUCAUUCCAACACGUUGUUUUUCUUCAGACCAAAAAACAUUUUCUUCUUCCCCAAAUGGACUCGUAAUGUGGUUAUAUCAGCAACCAGUGGUAAUGUACCACGACGAUCCAAAAAGAUCGUCGUGAUAAUGGGUGCUACUGGUUGUGGAAAAUCAAAACUCUCUAUCGACCUCGCCACUCAUUUCUUCCCAUCUAUCGAAGUCAUUAACUCCGAUAAAAUCCAAGUUUUCAAUGGUUUAGACAUCACUACAAACAAAAUUUCAAUGACUGAACGCUGCGGUAUCCAUCAUCAUCUUCUCGGAGAGUUCAAACCUACUGAAUCACACCCGGAGUUUUCCUCUUCCGAUUUCCGAUCAGCUGGAGAUUUCAGAAUCAACGAAAUCGUUAAUCGAGGGAAAAUCCCUUUUAUUGUAGGUGGGUCUAACUCAUUCAUCUAUGCUCUGUUAGUAAAACGAUUCGAUUCAGAAUUCGACAUUUUCGAAUCGUUAAAUCCGGUGAUUAACGAGCUUCGUUACCAGUGUUGCUUCAUCUGGGUUGAUGCUAUAGCACCUGUAUUGAAUCAGUAUUUAGAUAAACGAGUCGAUGAAAUGCUCGAUUCGGAGAUGUUUGAAGAGCUAAAAGAGUAUUUCGAGAAAGAGGGGUUUUCCGAUUCCAGUUCCGACGGGAUCCGGAAGGCAAUAGGAGUACCGGAGUUCGAGAAAUACUUUAAAGGGAAGAUAUCAUACGAAGAAGCAGCCAUGGAGAUUAAGGAGAACACAAGGGUAUUGGCAGAAAGACAGGUGAAGAAGAUCAUGCGGCUGAGAGAAGGUGGAUGGAACAUACAAAAAGUGGAUGCCACGGCGACGUUAACGGCGAAAAUGGGGUCGGAAAAAAUGGCCGGCGGCGAGAAUCCGGCGAGGAAAAUUUGGGAAGAACAGGUACUGGAACCAAGUGCCAAGAUUGUGAAGCAGUUCUUGUUGGAGUAGGUCAUUUUCCAGCUAUU
This is a messenger RNA of Solanum verrucosum, 1019 nucleotides long. Its product is annotated as adenylate isopentenyltransferase 1, chloroplastic-like. Gene Ontology annotation, molecular function: tRNA dimethylallyltransferase activity; AMP dimethylallyltransferase activity. Bases 1 to 1002 code for a protein of 333 amino acids. Gene Ontology annotation, biological process: cytokinin biosynthetic process; tRNA modification. Gene Ontology annotation, cellular component: mitochondrion. Lineage: Eukaryota; Viridiplantae; Streptophyta; Magnoliopsida; Solanales; Solanaceae. The transcript has a single exon. The record is from RefSeq and is a predicted model, not a curated record.